This is a messenger RNA of Microtus ochrogaster (prairie vole), 1179 nucleotides long. It is a transcript of the gene Ovca2, whose product is annotated as OVCA2 serine hydrolase domain containing. NCBI's taxonomy places the organism in Eukaryota, Metazoa, Chordata, Mammalia, Rodentia, Cricetidae. The record is from RefSeq and is a predicted model, not a curated record. Gene Ontology annotation, cellular component: nucleus; cytoplasm. Gene Ontology annotation, molecular function: hydrolase activity. Gene Ontology annotation, biological process: response to retinoic acid.
CCGCUUCCGGUGGCUCUGCGGGAUGGCGUCGCGGCAGCCCCUGAGAGUGCUGUGCCUGGCGGGCUUCCGGCAGAGCGAACGGGGCUUCCGUGAGAAGACUGGAGCGCUGAGGAAGGCGCUGCGGGGCCGCGCAGAGCUCGUGUGCCUCAGCGGGCCACAUCCGGUCCCCGAGGCAGCAGCUCCCGAGGGCGCCAGGCCAGACUCCGGGCCCUGUGCUCCGGAGGAGCAGCCUCGAGGCUGGUGGUUUUCCGAACAGGAAGCAGAUGUUUUCUCCGCACUGGAAGAGCCUGCGGCGUGCAGGGGUUUGGAGGCGGCCCUGGAAACGGUGGCAAAAGCCCUGGACUCGCUAGGGCCUUUUGACGGACUUCUUGGCUUCAGCCAGGGGGCUGCACUAGCCGCUUUUGUUUGUGCCCUGGGUCAGGCAGGCGAUCCCCGCUUCCCCUUGCCGCGAUUUAUCAUACUUGUGUCGGGGUUCUGCCCCCGAGGCCUUGGCCUUAAGGAAUCCAUCCUACAGAGCCCCUUGUCACUACCUUCGCUUCAUGUUUUUGGGGACACUGAUCGAGUCAUCCCUUCUCAGGAGAGUAUGCAAUUGGCUAGCCGAUUUCUUGGGGCUGUCACCCUCACCCACUCUGGCGGACACUUCAUCCCAGCAGCUGCAUCCCAGCGUCAGGCCUACCUCAAAUUCUUGGACCAGUUUGCAGAGUGAAGGGCCAGCAAAUGUCUCCAAACUGCACCCACUUGCUCUAGCAGCCUCUGUCUUUUGCCCUCCUGUUCUUAGCAUGCUGGAAUCUCCACCGUGGCACUCCUACCGUGCUUAGUUGAAAGACAGUUGCCCCUUACUGGAGCAAAGAGGAGCAGGUAGCCUUGUUAAACAUCAGAAGGCCCGUGAGAGGAGAGUGAUGCUCAAACGGGUUGGCACCCCAAUGAUUGCCACACAAUAAAGUGGUUUAGAUUGAGGAUUUUGGGGAAAGAGGACACUUUACAAGGCUCUGACUGGGUCACCUGCUUCCUAGAACCCAGUACCUGAGAACUGAGUGUUGGUUUUCUUUUGGUCCCUGGCCCUGUUCUUCCACAACUGCCCCAUCCCUUCUGAACUCUGAGCUUGAAGGCUUGGAUUGUACCAGGUGUUGCAGAGGCCAAAGACAGCACAGAAUAAACUGCCCUUUCCUAAGGAGCCCA